This is a messenger RNA of Gadus chalcogrammus (walleye pollock), 1615 nucleotides long. RefSeq names its product Ets2 repressor factor like 1 (gene erfl1). NCBI's taxonomy places the organism in Eukaryota, Metazoa, Chordata, Actinopteri, Gadiformes, Gadidae. Gene Ontology annotation, molecular function: sequence-specific DNA binding; DNA-binding transcription factor activity, RNA polymerase II-specific. Gene Ontology annotation, cellular component: nucleus. The record is from RefSeq and is a predicted model, not a curated record. Gene Ontology annotation, biological process: cell differentiation; regulation of transcription by RNA polymerase II. The transcript is spliced from 7 exons. The coding region runs from base 215 to 1615 and encodes 466 amino acids.
CUCAGCACCACUAACUUUGCACUGAAGAACCGGUUUAUAACCCUAAGAGGCGGUGUCGUCAUCAUCGUGAUCACUAGCGAGGCCCCCGUCUUCCCGCUCCGCCCGGCGCAGCGCACCGCGGAAACGCCAACACUACCCGAGAAUCGGCGUCUGGGCUCGGCCUCAGGUGCUUCUCUGAGGCGGUCCGACGCGGAAGUCCAGGUGUUGAGGAGGAAUGGACUGUAACUGCGUGAGCGAUCUGCUGCUUCCGCCUGUGCCAACCCUGUGGACGCCAGGCAUCGCCUUCCCAGACUGGGCCUACAAGCCCGAGUCGAGCCCCGGGUCCCGGCAGAUCCAGCUGUGGCACUUCAUCCUAGAGCUGCUGCAGAAGGAGGAGUACCAUGGGGUCAUCGCCUGGCAGGGCGACUACGGGGAGUUCGUCAUCAAGGACCCAGACGAGGUGGCCCGCCUCUGGGGGAUCCGGAAAUGCAAACCUCACAUGAACUACGACAAGCUGAGCAGGGCUCUGAGGUACUACUACAACAAGCGCAUCCUUCACAAGACGAAGGGCAAGCGCUUCACCUACAAGUUUAACUUCAGCAAAGUGGUGCUGGUCAACUACCCACUGCUGGACAUGGCAAACUCCCCCUUCCUGCUGGCCCAGAACCACUUCACUAACGGGAGCUCCACAGCACCCGACUGCAGCCCGGAGGCGCUGCAGUCUCUGUUCCCCCGCCUGCCGGACUCAGGGCGGGUGGCGUCCCUAUUCGACCGCGGGGCCACGGCCCCCAGCCCAGAGGGGGACAAGCUCAGGCUGGACGCCUUCCCCUUCCUCAGCUCAGGUGCUCCGUGCUACUCCAAGCCCCCCUCUCUACUGGGGCCCUACCCCCGAAGCCCCCCCUUCGACUAUCCAUGGGGCUUCAACCCCUACCUCCCAGGGGCCUUCUCUCUCAACAACUGCCCCAAACUGCCCCCCGGCUCCCUCUACCCCUCCCACUUCUACCCCAACCCGCUGCAGAGCAGUCUCUCCGGGCUGCCGCACCCCUUCUCCUCCCUACUGCACCCGGGUGGCGAUGCGGGCGACAGGGCCGGCACGGGGCCAGCGGGGGCCACCAAUGGCACGGUGGGGGGCCCGGCAGCCAGGCUGGGGCUUCCUCCGUACCCGGUCAGCAUGUCCAUGGGCCGGACCGACCUGCUCAGCGGGGCGGGGCUCGGAGCUCGGGAGGGCUCCCCUCCCGGUGUGGGGGGGCUGGGCAUCGGGCUGGGCCUGGCGGCCGGACCCCCGGGGACGCGCCCCCAGAGCCCCUCAGAGCGGAGGGGAGGGGUGAAGCAGGACCCGGAGUCGGACUCUGACCUGGAGAUCACGGACCUGAGCGACUGCAGCUCGGACAACGAGAACGACCACGAGUUCAGCAAGGCGGCCAGGAGCCGCUCGCAGAUCAUUGUGGAGGGAAAGAAAGGGGGCAUGCUGCCACCCCUGUCCUCCUCCCUCCCGCCUCCCAUGUCCCCCCACCCCCUGAAGAGCUUGGUGCCCCUCACUCCUCCUCGGCCCUCCCUCCCCCCCUCCCUCUCCCCCUCCUUGGCUUUGCAUGAGCGGCACAGGGAGACGGAGACGCUGAAAAUGAUCCACAGCUAA